CACAUCAUCAUACCUACAACACCUGUCAUUAUAACAUCAUCAUACCUUCAACACCUGUCAUUAUAUCUACAACAGGUAUUGGACUACCUGAUCACAGAAGUACAGAACGAGCAGGUAGAAGAUGACUACGCAGUGGAUGACUACGUGGUGGAUGACUACGUGGUGGAUGACUACGUGGUGGAUGACUAUGACGAAAACCACCAUGUAUUUGACCCAGUGGAGGACGAGCUGGUAGAGGACGAACUGGUGGAGGACGAGCCGGUGGAGAACGAACUACAUUCCGGGAGUGGACGUGACAUUGAGAGUGACGAUUAUGAUUAUGGCUGGACCGAGUACUUAGAGCAAGAAGGACACCAAGAACAAGAGGUUCAGCAGGGCAGGUGUGGGAGACGGAGUGUCAAGAGCCGCGACACCUGGAUGAAGAUCGUAGGAGGUCUGGAGGCGAGGCAGGGGGAGUGGCCGUGGCAAGUGGCUGUACUCAAUAGAUUCAAGGAGACCUUCUGUGGUGGGACCCUCAUAGCACCUCAGUGGGUCCUGACUGCGGCUCACUGUGUCCGUAAACGGCUCUAUGUGCGGUUGGGAGAACUUGACAUAACAGACUACACUCCUCAUGAGAUAGAGUUGAAGAUCAAAAAGUCCUACCAGAACCCCAACUAUGAUGCGGAAUUUUUAGAACACGACUUGGCACUCCUGAAGCUGCCACAGGAGGUGACAUUCAGCAGACACAUGAGAAGUGCCUGUCUACCGCAGAAGGGGUCAUUGCCUCCUGUAGGGAAUAAGUGUAUCGUAUCGGGCUGGGGCAAGGAGAGAGAGACUCACAUAUUCACCUCUGAUGUCCUCAACUAUGCCAGGAUACCCAUAGUGAGCAGAUCAACGUGCAGGAAAGCCUACCCUGAACACCCCAUCACCCGGAACCACAUAUGUGCCGGCUACAAGAGAGGUUCCACUGACACCUGCUCUGGUGACUCAGGAGGGCCGCUCAUUUGUGAGGACGAAGAAGGGAUAUGGUCAGUGCAUGGCGUCACCUCCUUCGGCGUGGGCUGUGGAGAUGAAGGCAGUUAUGGCGUCUACACUAAGGUGGUCAAUUACCUUCCUUGGAUCAAACAAACCAUCUCCCUCAAGUGACACGACUGAUGAAGAAGGACGGGUGAGAGUAGGGAGGGAGAGUUAGAUGUGAAAUAAGGGAGAGAGUGGUGAGAGUAGGGAGGGAGAGUUAGAUGUGAAAUAAGGGAGAGAGUGGUGAG
Homarus americanus (American lobster) is the source of this 1244-nucleotide messenger RNA. Its product is annotated as cationic trypsin-like. NCBI's taxonomy places the organism in Eukaryota, Metazoa, Arthropoda, Malacostraca, Decapoda, Nephropidae. The annotation marks the transcript as partial. The transcript is spliced from 6 exons. The record is from RefSeq and is a predicted model, not a curated record. Gene Ontology annotation, molecular function: serine-type endopeptidase activity. Gene Ontology annotation, biological process: proteolysis.